AUGAGAGUAUUUCUAUGGAAACUCAUCAUUAUUGCAACAGCAGUCAUGCUCCCAAUCUUCUAUUUCAUUGACGAAAAUCCAUUUGAUACUGCAAGUUUCCUGUCUUUGAAGGAAAAGGAGAUGGUGGCUUGGCAGAGAGCCCGAAUGCAGAUCAAUCCUGGUAGAACAAACCACAUGAAAACCUUCAAAGAUAUGCAGAGAAACUCAGAACCGCUCAAAACUGUGAACUCCCACAUCUUGCUUGGAGCCUCUCCCACAGAAAAAAAACUGCUGACCAUAGGGAUUUCUUCAGCGCAGCGUCCCCAAGGAAGCUACCUCUUGGACACCUUGCGAUCUCUCUUCUUUGCUUCCUCCCUGUCUGAGCGAAAAUACUUCACUGUUCUGGUACACCUGGCAGAUCAUGAUCCCAACUGGCUUGAUCAAAUGAUCUCCAAUAUCUCAACCCUCUUUCAACCAUAUAUCCAGGCCAGACAGCUAAUAGUAAUCAACACUCCUCUUAAAAGCUAUCUUCCCUUGAAGAACCUUAAGAAAAACUUUAAUGGCACUCUCGCCUAUGUAUCCUUUCGCUCCAAGCAGAAUAUGGAUUAUGCCUUCCUGAUGAACUUUGCUACCAACCAAUCUGACUAUUUCCUGAUGAUCGAAGAUGACGUGAAAUGUGCCCCGGGAUUUGUCUCCCAGAUUGCUACUAUACUGUCUGCCUGGGAAAGGAAAGCCUGGGUGACACUGGAGUUCUCUAGGCUGGGCUUCAUUGGAAAACUCUUUCAUGCUAGGGAUCUCCCCCGCUUUGUUCGUUUUCUUCUCCUCUUCUACCAAGAAAUGCCCUGUGACCACCUUCUCUCCCAUUUCCGUGACCUUCUCAUGCAGAAAAAACCAAUCCAAUUCUUUCCCUCCCUCUUCCAGCACAUGGGCAAUUACUCCUUCUCUGAAGGCCGGGUGAACAGCCUCACAGACAAGGAGUUUGAGGGAAAUGACAUUGGCCCUCCUGGCAACCCUGCUGCCACCAUUCACACGAAUCUGAAUGUUACCAAUGCCUCUGUUCUCAUGAAUGCCUAUAGUCUGGAUAAGAAUUUCUUUUAUAUCAAAAAGGCUAAGCCUGGCAGCCACUUGACUGUGGUUUUGAACAUACCUGCUGUAGUAUUCCGAGUUCAGGUGCUGACUGGCUCUGAAUUGAAAGGGGAGAAUCAGCUGAAAGAGGGACAGGUAGAACUGGGCUAUGACUCUACCAAUCGGAUUAAUGACUGUGAUGACUAUGUUCUGCUGGGGCUACUGGUGAAUGGCAUCCUGGAUAAGCAGGUGUUAUCUGAAGAGUCUGGGAAGAAGGUGAAAUGUGUGCGAUUGCUUGUAACAGCCGCUCUGCCCUCUGGAUUAAUAGUCAGGCACAUCAACCUCUGGAUUAAGUAA
Molecule: messenger RNA, 1401 nt
Organism: Saimiri boliviensis boliviensis (Bolivian squirrel monkey)
Lineage: Eukaryota; Metazoa; Chordata; Mammalia; Primates; Cebidae
Product: alpha-1,3-mannosyl-glycoprotein 4-beta-N-acetylglucosaminyltransferase C-like
Biological process (GO): protein N-linked glycosylation
Molecular function (GO): acetylglucosaminyltransferase activity
Source: RefSeq, a predicted model, not a curated record